This is a messenger RNA of Sclerotinia sclerotiorum 1980 UF-70, 870 nucleotides long. RefSeq lists its product as hypothetical. NCBI's taxonomy places the organism in Eukaryota, Fungi, Ascomycota, Leotiomycetes, Helotiales, Sclerotiniaceae. The coding region runs from base 1 to 870 and encodes 289 amino acids. The record is from RefSeq and is a predicted model, not a curated record. The transcript has 2 exons.
AUGAAAGUAAAGCCUCUUACGGACCCCGACGCUACUACUGGCGUUACCACAACUACUAAGAACACUUCUGUCUACUCCCGCAAUUUCCAACAGAACCUUGUUGAUAAUGAUGUAAGAUGCGUAUCAGGAAAAACUCCAUUCAAAAACCUGCAGUACCUGACGGAUGGGUCACUUGUUCCUGGCAAUCCGGACAUCUACUAUGGAGCACGUCCAGAACAACUCAAGCGACAAGUACGCGUUGAUCUCGGUGAAUACAUCGCCCCCACAACUCAAGACGACCUUCCCAUUGUGCCGAACUUCUUUCUGAAAGUAAAGAGGCCUGAUGGAUCUCUAGCGGUAGGAGUACGACAAGCAUGCUAUGAUUGUGCAUUUGGUGCGAUAGGCAUGCUUCACUUGCAGUCAUAUAUGCAAGAUAAGGUCUAUGACAAUAAUGCAUAUACUAUUACGUCAACUUAUCAUCAUGGUGGCACGCUACAGAUGUAUGCCAGCCAUCCUAUACAGAGUGAUGGCCCUUCGAGUCGUACCGAGUAUAUCAUGACUAAAAUUGGUUCUUGGUCUCUAACGGGGACUCCUGAGCAGCACCUGCAAGGAGUCGCUGCAUUCCGAAAUGCCGUCGAUUGGGCAAAGGAGCAAAGAGACAAGAUGAUCGAGAAUGCAAACCAUAGAGUCAAUGAAGCAGACGCUACUAAUCAAAAUCCUUCAGCUUUGGCCUCCAGCUUAACGACUGAAACCCCCAGUAUCGAAGCCGCAUUUUCAAUACAUUCUGAAUCGCAGUCUCAAACGUCUGUCACCACGCAGAAUGAAACUUCCACAAGCGAAACCACAUAUCAUAAGUUGGGGAUGCCAAACAAUAUGUCUACGAGAGAUUGA